AUGACCACAAACAACACAAUGGAGGCCUCACAAGACCCUAACCCCAACAUCUCGUUAUUAAACGUGAUUAACAUCACCUUAGAAAUGCCGAUAACGUACGCCCUGCCGCUGUACGGGUACGUGAUGCCCUUCAUGCUGCUGAUAACGAUGAUAGCGAACACGCUGAUAGUGGUGGUGCUGAGCAAAAGGCACAUGAGGACCCCCACGAACGUGGUGCUCAUGGCGAUGGCGCUCUGCGACAUGUUCACGCUGCUGGUGCCGGCCCCUUGGCUGAUCUACAUGUACACGCUGGGCAAUCACUACAAGCCCCUGUGGCCCACCAGCCUUUGCUACGCCUGGAAUUUGAUGCACGAGAUAAUCCCUUGCGUAUUCCAUACUUCAAGUAUCUGGCUAACGUUGGGACUGGCUAUUCAAAGGUACAUCUACGUCUGUCACGCCCCGCUGGCGAGGAAAUUCUGCACGUUGCCGAACGUGUACAAGAGCAUAUCCGGUGUACUUUUCAUGGCCGCUCUACAUCAAGUGCUCAGAUUAUUCGAUACGGAAUACGCCACAAUCGACAUCUUGUGGAACAACACGACGACUUCUGUAUGCAUCAGAAGACGAGCAGAAUGGAUAAACGAAUACAUCAAUGAAGACGGUUAUUUCAUAACAUAUUUCCUAUUCCGCAUACUCUUCGUGCAUCUGCUCCCUUGCGUGUCGCUGGUCAUCCUGAAUCUCCUCCUCUUCAGAGCCCUUCGGCAGGCGCAGCAACGCCGAGACAUACUCCUCUCUUCCAAGAAGAACCAGAAGAACGAAUGUAAAAAAUUGCGCGACUCGAAUUGCACCACGCUGAUGCUCAUCGUGGUAGUAACGGUCUUUCUGAUCGUCGAAAUACCCUUGGUCGUCGUCACCAUUUUGCAUAUCAUUUCCAGCACGUUCGGGGAAUUUUUGAACUACGACAUGGCCAACACGCUGAUAUUGUUCACCAACUUCUUCAUCAUCUUGAGCUACCCCAUCAAUUUCGCCAUCUAUUGCGGCAUGUCGAGGCAGUUCAGGGAAACGUUCAAGGAUUUGUUCGUGAAGCAGGUGCCGAACGCCAGGAACGGCUCGUCGAGGUACUCGAUUGUAAACGGGCCGAGAACGUGCACCAACGAAACCGUGCUGUAG
Molecule: messenger RNA, 1146 nt
Organism: Phyllotreta striolata
Lineage: Eukaryota; Metazoa; Arthropoda; Insecta; Coleoptera; Chrysomelidae
Source: the annotation of a GenBank genome assembly